ACUUGAUCUCGAGCUAUAUAUCUCAAGUACUGAUUGUCUAGAUACCCCCAUUUAGAAAGAAAAUGUCUGAAGCAAUUAUAUCAUCUGCAGAAGAACCGCAGGCAGUGAAUGCCUACGGAUGGGCUGCUAGAGAUUCCUCUGGAAUUCUCUCUCCCUUCCACUUCACCAGGAGGACUACUGGUAGGAAUGAUAUCAGCAUGAAGAUACUUUACUGUGGCAUUUGCCACUCAGACCUUCACUUUGCUAAGGACGAAGUUGCAAUGACCAUCUAUCCCCUUGUCCCAGGACAUGAGAUUGUCGGGGAAGUGACCGAAGUCGGGAGCAACGUCACGAAAUUUAAAGUUGGAGACAUAGCCGGAGUGGGGUGCAUGGUGGGUUCAUGUGGUUCGUGCGGUAACUGCACACGAGACUUGGAAAAUUACUGUCCCAAAAUGGUAUGGACCUACAACAAACACUACCAUGACGGAUCGAUAACUUUCGGUGGAUACUCCGACAAAUUUGUAGUCGAGGAGCAUUUCGCAGUACGAAUCCCAGAUAACUUGCCAUUGGAGGGUGUUGCACCUAUGCUUUGUGCUGGCAUUACGGUGUACAGCCCUAUGAGACACUUUGGACUACUUGAGCAUGGUAAGCACUUGGGUGUGGUAGGGCUUGGGGGCCUCGGUCAUAUGGCAGUGAAGUUUGCCAAGGCUAUCGGAGCAAAAGUGACUGUGAUCAGUACAUCUCCAAACAAGAAGAAGGAAGCAAUGGAACAACUUGGUGUUGACCAUUUUCUGAUCAGUCGCAACCAAGAGGAAAUGCAGGCUGCCAUGGGUACAUUGGACGGUAUCAUCGAUACGGUUUCAGCUCCUCAUUCUCUCACGCCAUUGGUUGACUUAUUAAUGACGGAUGGAAAGCUAAUCUUGGUGGGUGCUCCGCUCCAACCACCUGAGCUACCGGUGUUUCCUUUGAUACUUGGGAGAAAGUCUAUUGCCGGGAGUGCAACUGGGGGAAUGAAAGAGACUCAAGAGAUGAUAGAUUUUGCAGCAAAGCAUAAUAUCACAGCUGAUGUUGAAGUCAUUCCUAUGGAUUAUGUGAACACUGCUUUUGAACGAGUUGCCAAGGUAGAUGUUAAGUACCGAUUUGUCAUUGACGUCGCAAACACCAUGAAUUCUCCAUAUUGAGUUCUGAUCUUCCAGCUUAUUCACUUGUAGGUCUUAUUUGGUAAUAAGUUAAGUGAUGUAAAAUCUGAAAUAAGGACUUUGGAGAGCAUAUCUGCUGACAAUGUCUAUGUUCACGACUUCACAUGAGUUACGUGACGUGUGAGUACGUGUCCAUGUAUGAUGUACGAAUUAUUGAGUGUU
Molecule: messenger RNA, 1340 nt
Organism: Rosa rugosa (rugosa rose)
Lineage: Eukaryota; Viridiplantae; Streptophyta; Magnoliopsida; Rosales; Rosaceae
Product: probable mannitol dehydrogenase
Exons: 5
Coding region: 63-1160 (365 amino acids)
Biological process (GO): lignin biosynthetic process
Molecular function (GO): cinnamyl-alcohol dehydrogenase activity; zinc ion binding
Source: RefSeq, a predicted model, not a curated record